Messenger RNA from Corticium candelabrum, 11794 nucleotides. RefSeq names its product dynein heavy chain domain-containing protein 1-like. The record is from RefSeq and is a predicted model, not a curated record. Gene Ontology annotation, biological process: cilium movement involved in cell motility. The coding region runs from base 14 to 11575 and encodes 3853 amino acids. The transcript has 51 exons. Gene Ontology annotation, cellular component: 9+2 motile cilium; inner dynein arm. Lineage: Eukaryota; Metazoa; Porifera; Homoscleromorpha; Homosclerophorida; Plakinidae. Gene Ontology annotation, molecular function: dynein light intermediate chain binding; dynein intermediate chain binding; ATP binding.
CGCAUACUGCAACAUGAAGAGAAUCAAGAAAACGGCCGACGUUACUGUCGAUACGGUAGACGCGUCAUCAUUUCGGCUACCGUCUCUAGCUUCUAGCGCGAACUCAAGCAAACGACUAGAAUCACCACAACUAGCCUUGCACGUCGACAACAGCACAGCAAGCGUCAUCAACGUGAGGCGAGAAAGCGAGGAGUUCAAGAGACUUCUGGCUAAUGCUACUCGCACAGGAAGACCUGAAGCUUGGUCCGCUGUGUUGAGGUGGAUGGACCAAUGGGCUACUCAAUCGCUGGAUUUUGAUCCGGAGAUCAGUUAUCAAGUGUUGUCACUGAUCAGCAAUACAGCAACUCCACAGACAGUUGUUCGUACUUUUCAACGUUCCUUCCCAGAGAUUGUAGGGUAUGGGAACUGCUUUGAUGAUCCCGGGAGACUGAAGAUGGGUGAUCUUAUUCAAGCUGUUCCAUCAGUCAUUGAAGAUGUUCAACAACAGGCUGCUAUGUGGACUCGUCCGUUGACUCAAAAGCCUUUAUGUCAACAUAGAGAAUCCAGUUUAUUGGAUCCAAUUCUUGUACCACCUAUUUCUGACUUGUUGCGACAACCAAAGCUCAAACGUAAAUCACUCAAGUCAAUCAGAAAACAGCAAAUAACUGGGAUAGAGCUUGUUGAGUCUUUGCUGUCAGGAAACUUGAGUAAGUUGGGAAUCACAGUGCCUGUCUAUCUGCAGCAGAAAGGACAUCAGCAUGGGAAUUACUAUGAUCUUGUGUUAACCAACCAGAAGCCAUUUGAUGAAGAGUAUUUUAUGCUAAAUUGGCAUCGCGAGGCUACAUUAUAUACUCAACUACGUAGGAUACCUUUCAUCAAAUCCUUUGUAUUGAGAAAAGCAUUUGUUAGGUGGAAGCUAGUCUUAAAGAAGUCUCAAUUUGAUCAACGUGUUCAACAAAUGAGAGAUGUUUACUUGAUGUCUCAUCCUCUGAUAGCAUUUGCAAUAGCUGAAGUGAGAAAAUUGCUUUAUUCUCUGAGAAACUGGGAAUUUAUUCGUAUUGAGAAGGACUAUUGUUAUAGCAUGGAUGAACUGACUGAUGUUGUUGAUAAAUCAUUGUUUGUUUGUUACAAAACACUGAACAAUGUUCUGGGCACUAUUCACAAUCUGUUGAAGGAAACAGGACGGAAGUCGAUGCAGUGGCUGCAGGAGUUGCAAUAUGUGAAGAGAAAUCUUGUUCAGUAUAGUGGUGUAGGUAUUUAUGAGGAGGCAAAGAGAAGACGGGUUUUGGAGCAGAAACUGAGGGAUGCUGACCAGCAGGUGAUGAGUUUGGGUCGGUUCAUAACAUUCUUGGGUCGUAUGAUGAAAAUAGAGUUGAGAGAUAUUACGAGAGAAGCCGUGUCUUGGUACUGGGAUGACGUGUCUUCACAUUCUAAGGAAAUUGGUUUGGUCCAAGUGACCUUUAUCUUUAGAGAGACAGAUGAGAUAGUUCUUAGCUCCCCACUUGAGGACAUUGUAUUUAUUGUUACAAAACCGACAUUGAAAUUCCAGGAAUUUGUUUGUAAAUUGGCUGAAGAUGAGGACAUUACUGUAUUCGACUUGCCGGAAUUGUAUUAUGGUCACAACCAGGAGGCUAUGACUGCAAUUGCUGAUGACUUACAAACUAUGGAAAAGCCUGAAGAUUUGGUUGUUAUAGGUCAGCAUAUUAUGGGUGAAAUUAGGCCCAUUGUGAGACAUGAAAUCAGAAAUUGUUUGGAAUCAGAUCCAGUAUUGAAUGAGCUGCUAAGUCGUCAACUGCAACUAGUAAAGAAAGCCGUUCGUGAGGUACAGUAUUUUGCUCGAAGCAAUGCUUGGUUGUCAGAAAUCAAUAGAUUCGUGAGAACCUGGAAGGAAAGUGACUUAAAAAAUUUGAAACGUACACCAGUAGAGCUACAGAAAGUCUGUUACAAAAUUAACAGUUGGAUGACGGCGGUAAGCAAGCUGUCUCCCAUUGUUAGUAGCACAUGCCAUAUCGUGUCAGUGGACUGUGAACCACUGAAAAGUGGUCUUAUAUCUCAACUCCAACCUAUCAUGCAGCAGCUGAUGAAGGGGGCUAGAGAAGAGCUGGACAGGGUUUAUCUGUUGGUGAAUAGCAAAGUGGUUGAAUGGUUUCAGAGUCUUCAAGUUCCCGACAUCGACACCAUUGACCUAAUUAGUUUUGUUGAGUAUGCGAAGCUGCUGCAAAGGGCAAAACUAGAGAGAGUAGUGAUUAAUGAUAUGAUAAAGGGGUUAGAGCAGUUGUUUGAGUUGAUGGUGUAUCUUUUUGAAAAUGAGCAUGAGGAGGAAAAGAGAAGGCUUUCUAAUAACUGGUCUACUUUCUUAUUGGCUCUACAGAACGGUACAGCAUUUGUGGAUAGUUGUGCUCAUGAAAUGUCGAAGGAAGUUUUGAAAAACUAUGAGUCUGCUAAAGGUUCAAUGUUUGAACUAUUCAAAACUUUUGAAACCCAAUGGUACAAUGAUCCAGCAAGUGGCUCAGAUGAAGUUUUGGUAACUCUUGAUAAGAUGAAAAGAAAUUGCUUAUCUAUACAGCAUAGAAUGCGAGAGAUUAGCGAAUGUCAUUUCGUACUGACAGGAAAGGAAUGCGAUAUGACUGCUCUUGAUCAGGCUUUCUACAGUAUAGAGACUCUUCGAGACAUUUGGCAUAGCUACCUAUUUACACAACAGACUGUAGCCACUUGGAAAGCGACUCCAUUUUACAAGAUGGAUAUAACGAAUGCUCUUUUUCUUCUAUCCAAGUGGGAUUUGCAAACGAGGAAUUUUCAACGUAUGGUUUCCUCACACUUGAAGCUUCCAGAAUCAGCAUUUGUGUUUACUGAAUGGUGUGCCAUUAUAUCAAAUAUGGUCAAACCCUUUUCUAUACUACAAGAAAUGGCAUCAUCUUGUUUGAAGUCAAGACACUGGAAGGCGUUGAGUGUUACUUUUGCGUUGGACACCGAGCUUACCUCAUUUACAAGCAUUGGUUCUCUACUGGACGCUGAUUUAUCAACUCAUGCCGACACAAUUGCAUCCAUCUGUUCAGAAGCAACUAGAGCUGAUGCUUUCGAGCAGUCUUUCAACAGAAUGCAGCAGGUUUGGGAUCAGAUGGAAUUCCGAAUUUCCAAGCAAAUACUCUUGAAAGGAUCGAUGUCGUCUGUUGAGAAGCAGUAUGGUCAAGACUAUGUUCCAAUGCCUGUUGCUUUUGUUGUGGUUGGCAUUGAAGAGUUGAAAAAUCGGCUGGAAGACAACAGCAUAUCGCUUCAAUUGGUCCUCUCCUCUUCCCUUGUCACAGACGACGUGAAGGUUCAAGCUCAAUACUUGCUUGGUACACUGCAAGAUGCAGGAAGACUGCUAGACUUCCUAACAACUUGUCAAGACAAAUGGCUACAUUUGAGGACAUUGUUUUGUAAACCUGAAGUGAGGAAAUCAUUAAGCCGUCAGUCGAUAGAUCUGCAUAAAGUGAUUGAUCUACAGUUCUAUGACAUCAUGAAAGAUUUGCUAGAUGCCAAUAGGGUAAUUGUAGCUGUCGGUCGUAAGCAAAUAGCAUCAGAGAGUGCAAGUAAAGAGGCAGCUUAUCGUAUUGUACACUCGCUUACAUCUUGCAUUGCCAAUGAGAAAAAAUUGUUGUCUCAGCUUAGUUCUUACGUUGAUCACUUAUGUGAACAGUUUCCACGCAAUUAUUUUCUCAACUAUGAAUCAAUUGUAGAGCUCGGUGUUGCAUGCCAUAAUCACAAGCAUCUUAUUUCACUUGUGAACGGUGUGUACAGGAACGUUUAUUCUUUCAAGAUUGUGGAGUCAGUAGCUACUGAUUUAGUGACUGGCACAGGUUGUGUUUAUCAUAUAACACAUAUUUGUGGUGCUGCUGGAGAGAAAGUGGCAUUAGAGACAACUGUGGCUACAAACGUUGAUGCACACAUUUGUUUGUCUCGUCUUGGUGAUAGUAUUGUGUCCACUUUGUCAAGACUUAUGGAGGAUUGCUGUGCGUCAUGUCCGGAGUGUGUAAAUGAUGACAACAUGAAACAAUGGAUUGAGACAUAUCCAUCACAGUGUAUACUCGCUGCACUUGGUGUUCAUUCUACUGAGAAGAUUUCCCAGUCUUUAGAUGUUGCUGACAAGACAAGCAAGAACAUGAAGACAUGGAUUGAUGCUGUUUUGGCCAGUUGUAUUGCAAUGCUGAAUGAAAAACGCGAAGGUGGUCUGUGUCGGAGGUCUUUACUUGUACUGGAAGGAAUGGCCAUUACUGGCAGGCACCUUCAAGACAUUACAAAUAGACUGUUCAAUGCCAAUGUGACCAAGUCAAGCUAUGAAUGGCAACAGCAAUUUCACCACAGAUUGGUGCCUGUAAGUGGAGAAGACAAGAGCAUGAAUUAUGAAAUUGAGUUGUUGGAUCACACAUCUAUGUACUCAUACGAGUACAUCGGACCUCAACAUCAAAUUGUCUUGACUCCAUUAACAGAUAGGUGUUUCCAGUCUCUGGCAUUGGCUGCAUCAUCGUUCACUUGCGGUACCUUGAUGGGAGCUCCCGCAACUGGUAGAACUACCAUGAUCCAACAGCUUUCUUAUAUGUUUGCUCGUCCGUUUAUCAGUCUUCUUUGCUCUCCUGAUUUACACCCGUCCUACUUUUCUCGUUUGUUUGUUGGAGCUGUGCAGUGUGGAGGGUGGCUGGCAUUUGUUAGUCCCCAUCAACUGCAAAGUUCGGUGAUGACCAUGCUUAGUCAGCUCAUUACAACGGCUUGUUCAGCUGUGGCAGCUAUGUUUUAUGAUCGUAAAACACCACACCCUGGAAUAAGGAAGCAUUCGGAGUUACAUGUACAAGAUGACACAGACGUUUCUAGUGCAACAUGCCCAACUGACUUGGAGAAUGAACUGGAUGCAGCAUCUGGUGUAAAAACUGAUUCGAGGAGCAGUGAUGUCGGCGUUGUUUUUCAAAUCAACCUACAAAGACGUGAUCCUGGAUUUGCCUGCUUUGUUUGUGAUGACCCAAUUUUUCUGAAAGUUCACCAACUGUCUGAUUUCAUGCAAGCUGUUAUGCGAGUGGUAUCAUUUCCGUCACCCUGCAACAAGGCAAUUUGUUUUGUUUACAUGUGGAUGGGAGGCUUUUCUGAAUCUCUACUUCUGGCAAGAAAGCUGUCGGCAUUACCUUCAAAACUUGCUGAUAAAUGUCCUCGAGCCAAGAUGGACUUGAGAAGAGUGAUAAGAAUCCUACGCUCAGCGGUCAUGAAGAAACGAAGGCACCAGACAAGGAGGCCUAUGUAUGCUGUGGAUGACAAGAACUUUCUUCAUCAGGCCAUAAUAGAAACGCUGUGUCCAUCACUUUCGGAAGUAGAUUCUCUAACUGUUACUGAUAUUGUAAACAAAACAUUUCCAUUCUCUACUACCCCUGUUGCUGAUGAGGAAGAUGGUAAGAUUGCUGUACUUCGUACAGAGAUAAUAGAAGAAUUGAACAGAAACAAACUAGAUGCAACAAAACUUAUAGUUGACAAAAUAGUUCAUCUUUACAAUAGCAUAAACACGAAUGGAGGCACUUUACUGGUAGGUCCAUGUGGAGCAGGAAAGUCUACAUGCUGCAGGAUACUCAGUGAAGUUCUUAAACGUCUUAGCGCAAUGACCUCACCAUCAACACUAUUGGAAGAAAAUCAUUUAACGCGCAUGCAAGAGAUGUAUUUUUCAAGCGUUGACGUUUUUACCAUAUUUCCACAAGCAAUGGAGCAGAAUGAGAUAUUUGGUUCUAUGGAUCCAAUUGGUCAUUGUUGGAAAGAUGCAGUGAUUCCUCGUUUGCUACGUGAUGCAUCUCGUAGUUCUCAAUCAAGUUCAGUUGGGACAAAGUGGCUUGUUUUUGAUGGUGUUUUGUCGUCGUCAUACACAGAAAUUCUUGGAAGAAUAUCUAAUCAAACUGUUCCACUAUCCUUGGCAAAUGGGGAGCAGAUAUACUUGGCAGACUCGGUAAAGAUGGUAGCCGAGCUUUCUUGUCUUGAUCAUUUGUCUCCUGAUCUUGGUCGCUUUGGAAUGGUGUGGAUUGGUGGAAGUGUGGUCGGUUGGAAGUCUGUCUGUCAUUCAUGGAUGGACUCUUCUUGCAAAAAAUGGGAUACUGAAGUAGUGAGAUUGUUGUCAAGUCUUUGUGAUUAUGUCAUCAAACCGACUCUGACAUUUGUCUUCAAUCAGUUGUCUUCAUCAUCAACAGAAUUUUUAUCACAAUUUAGUGCCAAUCAAGUCACGCUGUUGAUGAAGUUUCUCACGGCUCUGUUUGACUUUCACUACUGUGUGAAGAAGCAAAGGGAUCUGGUUAUGAGACUCUCUGAUAACGACAGGGCUACGUUUGUGGCAGGAUUGUUUGCUGUGGCUUAUGUUUGGGCGUUUGCUAGCAAUUUGCAGCAGAGCCAUCUUGCCAAAUUUGAUGAGUUUACUCGAGAAACAUUUGCAAACUGCCCAAUUCCUGUUGAUUUUCCUAAAUCAGGGACAGUGUUUGAUUAUCACUUUGACCUAAAACACGGCAGCCUUGUUGCUUGGCCAGACGAAGGAAUAAUGGAUUCAGGUUUACUUUGCAUUCCAGAGGUGUCACGAUAUGUCAAAUGGAUAGAAAAGUUGGUAGCUUGCGGAGAGAACGUGUUGCUAAUUGGAGAAUCCGGAGUGGGAACUUCGUCAUUUAUUCAGAUUGUGAAAUCAUUGAAACCUAAUUAUGAGAUUGCCUCAUUGCCUGUUACACCAAACAUGACUGUUCGUGAUAUUCGUGGUCAAUUGGUGUCAUGUCUACAGCCUGAAAAACGCCGUUUUAUGAACUUGGAUUAUCGAAGCAGACAUGCUAUAUUUGUGGAUGACUUUAGCAUACAAACUGGACAAGACGAUGCAAAUCUGGGAGACGUGAUUCGGCAGGCGAUGUGUUCUGGUACUGUUCUUGGUGUGGAUGGAUUGUCGAUGGUUUCAGCAGCUGGAAUUCAGUUUAUUCUGUCCGCAUAUCCUCCACCUUCGUGGUCCACAAGAGACAGAGACAAUCAACAUUUUGUCAAUUCCAGACUGCGCAGGAUGCUAUGCAUUCUGAAUGUAUAUCCACACGGAUUAGAAACAUUGACACACAUGCUCGUCCCUCGGUUUCUGAAAUGGUUGGAAGGAUAUCCUUCUCUGUCUGAUUCUAAAUCACUGGCUAAGGCUUUUGCAUUUGCCUCUGCAAGAAUUCAUGCUGCUGUUUGCACCCUUUUCCCCCAAACUGAUGAUUGUCCACACUACUUGUGGACACAGCGUACUCUCAUGCAAUUGACAGAUAAUCUUGUGUGUUUAUCCAGUCUAAAUCAAACUAAUAGAAUGUUACCUCUUGCUUACACAAGACGCUCGUCAUCUACCGCUAGUGACAUCAGAAGUCAAUCUGGUCACGACAGAAUGAGGCACAGGAAGCUGAGAGGUUCCAGCCGUGAGAACGAAGAAUUUUCUGAGGCUAAACGUCUUAUCCACUUCUGGUACAAUGAAGUCAUUCGAGUUUACUGUGACCGUCUUACAACGACAAGGGAGGCCAAUCAACUUCAAGCAUCAGUCAGACAGAUUAUGAAAGAUGUAUUCACAUCUUCUGAGUCUAUGAGUUCUUCACAAACCUCAGACCCUCUUCCAACUGGAUUUAUAGGCUUUCGUGACAUUAUUUCUAUUAUGCAAGGGUUUGCAGAGUCGAUGUAUGCUCCUUGUUUUGAUGCAUUUGUGGAUGAUGGGCAGGACAUGUACAAAUUACAAUCGAUGACUGACAUUAUGAAGUAUUGUCAGGAGGCUGUGAAUUUGUACAGUGUUGUUCAAGAGGAGACUCAACAGACAAAUAUUAUAUUGUUUAGUGAAGCGAUCGAACACAUUGUCAGAUUAUUUCGUUCAUUGCUGCUGCCUUGUGGCCAUGCCAUCCUUAUUGGCCACUGGUUUACCUGCAGGCGGACUAUGGCUAAAGUAGCGACACAAGGUAUCAGAUGCAAGACAGUUGAGGUGAAUCAAGUUGAGUUGGGAAGAGAGAGAAUACGUGAUGCUUGUAGAAUCGCUGGAGUUGAGAAGGAGGUGUGUUGUUUGAUAUUCCAAUCACAUGUUAGCAGAUACUUUUUGUCUGAGGCUUAUUGUCUCAUGCAACAUGGGUACAUUGAUGGUCUCUUUUCAGCAUCUGAGUUGCAGUUUUUUAAGGCUGAUUUCACAAUGUUAAGAUCAGGGGCCAAAGUUGAUCGAAAGCCUAAUCACAAUAUUUUCUGGGGAAAUGUUAAGCAAUAUUUGCACGUGAUUGUGUGCAUGCCGUUCCAUGAUGAUGAUGUAACUAAGUGGCUGCUGAAGGUUCCAAAGCUGUUGAGUGUGGCCUCAACUAUUGACUAUUACUGCACGUGGUCUAAGGAAGUUCUCACAGAGGUUGCUCACACACAUUUACAACAGUCUCUUGGUGAUUCUGUUCCUUGGAGUGUUAAAAAGACUUCCAUGCUGAACAUCUCGGAGUUUCUAGCCCACAUCCACUCUUGUGUCAUGAAUGAACUCAGUCCACAGACAGCAAGGGCAUUGACACCGGCAACAUUUAUUGAGUUUAUUGACAUCUUUAUUGCCAUCACUCACCGUUUCACCAAGCAGCAGAAGGGCAUAUUGAAGUUGAUGCAGGACUUGGCGUUUCGGACAAAUGAUGUGCAGUCUAGGUGUAAGGUCGUAAGCCAAGACCUCAUUUGUUUGAAAGAGAAAUUCUCCAAGGCAGAGGAAAUUUACCGGGAGUCAUGCCAACUUGUGGAAUCAAUGCAGCUUGACGCUAAUAGGCAAUAUGAAAAUUAUCUAAAUGAAGACAAGAAGCUGGCUGAUGAGAAGAACGAAGUUGAACUGCUCAAGAAUGAAGGACAAAUGAAAUAUGAUGAGGUCACUCCACUUUAUGCUGCUGCUUUGAAGUCACUAACAGUGUUGGAUAAAAGGCAUGUGGACGAGUUGAAGACAUACAUAAUGCCUCCUCAGGCAGUUUGUGACGUUUGUGGGGCAGUUUGUUUGCUGUUUGGUCUACCAUCUGACAGCUGGGAAGAAGCCAGGAUGCUUCUUAGCAGCAAAGGUUUCUUUCAGAAUCUUGUAUAUUUUAAUAAAGAAAGUGUAUCUGUAUCAAAGCUGCGUGCACUCUGCAAGCUGACCACCAGUGCUUCAUUUAACUUGGGUACUCUACAUCAAGUCAGUCAAGCAGCUGCGGCUCUUUGUCGUUGGGUGAAAGCAGUAGAGAUGUAUGUGACUGUCUACAGAGAUAUCGAGCCUCUGCGACAAAGGGUUGCCAAAGCUGAGUCUAUGAUCGCUCGGAAAGAAGCCACUCUCAUUGAUGUUCAGAAACAGCUGCUGGAACAGCAGAAUGAGUUGAAGGAAAUGAUCAGUCAGAAGGACAAAGCAGCUAGCAUGAACAAAGAACUCAAGGAAGAAAUUGAGACAAAUGAAGUUCUUUUGAAGCAUAUACAACAUUUACAAUCAUGUUUAGAUAAUGAGCAGAUGACAUGGUUGACAACGAUAAAGCAAUGCAAAACAGAUAUUGCUGCUUGUCCUGGGAGUGCUGCACUUGCAGCAGCCUCGGUUGUCUACUUGGGAAGAGUACCACUAGAAGAGCGAGAAAAAUGGCUUGACACAUUGGCAAAGUUUGCUCAAUCAAGAGGCUCUUCUCUAUGUAUCCCUAUCAAUAGAGAGUUAUCACUCCAGAAACUUUUAGCAUCACAUAGGGAGUUGGUCUUAUGGGAGAGAGACCAGUAUCCAACAGAUAAAGAAUCAGUAGCAAACAUUCUACUACUCAAAUGUUGUUUGCGGUAUGGAAAACAUAUGUGGCCGCUGAUUAUUGACCUCCAUGGGGUAGCUGUGGAUUGGAUCAUGUCAGUAGUGUCAAGCAAUGACCAACAACAAGAACCGGAAAGGACUUGCUUUGUCAGUGUAUCCGCUUGUGCAAAUAAUUUGGAUGCAACUAUAGAGACAGCAAGAGACAAGGGACAAACUGUGAUUAUAAAAGAUGUAGAAACUGUAACAUCGAGCAGGAUUUUGUCUCUUACCCGUCGUCACCAUGGCUCAUGCCAUCCAAACUUCCAGGUCUGUUUUAUCGCUGGCAUUCCAUUACAGCUACUGCUGGAACUCAACUGGCAGGUAAAUUUCACGUGUCUCAUCUGCCUUGUUAUGCCAACAAACACAUUAGUUGAGCGAAUCUUAUUGGCGACAGCAGCGGAAUUAUGGCCCGAAUAUAGUGCACAAGAGGAGACUCUUCUCAGAGAACUUGUGCAUUAUAGACAACAAUUGAAAGACGCAAAGGAUAUUGUCACACAACUAGUUGCCAAAGUUGAUGGUAAUCUGAUUGAAUCCACCGAAAUUGUACAUGAGGCAGUACAGAAGAGCAUGGCACAGCAGGUAGAAAGUCAAGAACAUCUCGACAUUACUGCGCAGCUGUUGGAAGAGAAGAAGCGUCAGCUGCAGGAGUACAAACCGCUUGCCAUCAGAAUGGCUUGCUUCUAUCAAGGACUAAGACGCUUAGCACAAGUUUUUCCUGUCUAUUCAUGCUUACUUCAAGAGUUUAUCAGCAUCUACAGUAAAAUGGUUUUCUCUGGAUGUGAUCCGAAAGCAAGCAGCUGGACUAGGGAAACAGAGAUAAGUCGAUUAGUGGUGUCUGUUGGCAGGAGUGUGUAUGCACGGCUUGCUCACCGUAUGGUGGGAGAACAUCAUUUGAUAUUGGCAUUCUUGAUUGUGCUGGAGAUUCUCAUCACAAGCAGUAAAAUUAACCACCACGAUAUUGAGCUUUUCUUUGCUUCUGGUGAUGAUAGCACGACUGUGAGUUCAAACUUGAGGAAGCCAAAAUGGAUAUCCGAAAAGCAAUGGCAAGCAUUGCAUUUUGUUCAACACCAUCGUGACCUUCCAUGGUUAUGCUCAGAACUGGCAGAUCAAAGUAAACAAUGGGAAGAGUACUUUCAGCUUGAGCCUGUGAUGUUGUGCCCUGAAAAUACUCCCAUAGCCACCGGGCAAACUCAUCUCAAGCCCAUUCAUUGCUUGGUGCUCUGGAGUAUUAUAAAGCCUGAAAGGCUGGCAUCUGCAUGUCAACGGUUUGUGAUUGAUAAUUUGGGCCCCGACUUUGUGGACCCACAAAAGCACGAUCUAAAAGGUUUGUUGAAUUCAGCAAAGCACAAUCAACUGGUUUUGCUUAUACACAAAGAUGAAGAAAUGAGAGAGACAAUCAAGUGUAUGUCUGAAAUUUGUCAAUCAAGCAAGGAUAAGAAACUCAGUGCUCUUCAAGUUGUCAUUGUUGCUGAUGAGAAUGGUGUAGAUAGUGCUGUUGAAAUGAUUAAACAGAAUAGAAACAGCGGAGAAUGUCUGUUAAUCAACAUGUGCUUCUGGAAUAAUUGCUGGCCAGACAAGCUGGUUACAGCCAUUGCAGAGACAACUAGUUCCUCAAGUGAGCACGAAUUCCGAAUAUGUCUUAUGGUGAAGUACUCCGUUGAGAUGCCUGUAUGUUUGAAGUCACCUUCCCCCAUGCUGAUAGGCUGCAGCCAGUCAGUGAAGCAGACAGAAGUGAAUGCGAACGCACACUUAGACAAUCAACAGAGUUUCUGCAAUGUACUACAACGAUUGCUUAUUGGUUAUAGGAAGAGGCAGGACAUAUAGGUAUGUCAUCAUUUAGCUAAUCUAGGAGGUGUCCUUUGAACUAAUAGACUUUGGAUAAUCAAGUCAAGUUCACAUUGAACCAUAUUGAGUUAUAUUGUAUUUGAAAACUUGAUCAGUGGCUAUCAUUUCACAGCUUUGUAAUGUAGAGUUGUUUGCACAUAAUGUGUCUUUCCUAGACAUGUAAAGACAACUAGACAGUGACCAAGUCCAUGCAUACAA